This is a messenger RNA of Danaus chrysippus (African queen), 1200 nucleotides long. NCBI's taxonomy places the organism in Eukaryota, Metazoa, Arthropoda, Insecta, Lepidoptera, Nymphalidae. The record is from the annotation of a GenBank genome assembly.
AUGGCAGUCGACUUAAAAAAUAAUCUUUCUAUAAAAAACUUUGUAGAAUAUCUACAAAUACCAAGCGUGCAGCCAAAUGUUAAUUAUGAUGGAUGUGUUAAUUUUUUGAAAAGACAAAGCCAGGAAAUAGGCUUAAGAUUUAAGGUGUAUGAGCUAGUAUCGACUAAGCCCAUCGUAAUCCUAACCUGGCCAGGUUUGGAUCCCAGCCUUCCAUCGAUUUUACUUAACUCACAUAUGGACGUAGUUCCAGUAUUUGAGGAGAGCUGGACUUAUCCACCAUUCAGCGCGCACAUAGAUGAACAUGGAAAAAUCUUUGCUCGUGGCUCGCAGGAUAUGAAAUGUGUUGGUAUUCAGUACCUAGAGGCUAUAAGAAAAUUGAAGUCUUCAGGAAUUCAACUAAAAAGGACGCUACAUGUUUCCUUUGUACCAGACGAAGAGAUCGGUGGUCACGAUGGCAUGAAGAUAUUCGUCCACACGGAUUCUUUUAAGGCUUUAAACGUAGGUUUCGCUUUGGACGAAGGCAUGGCGAAUCCGGACGAAGAAUUCAUUGUGUUCAAUGGCGAAAGGAAUAUUUGGCAAAUCCACGUAAUCUGUACCGGCCAACCGGGUCACGGAUCUCUUCUCAUACCUAACACUGCUGGCGAAAAGAUGAGAUACAUAAUCAAUAAGUUCAUGGACUUACGAGAUGAGCAAAAGAAAAUUCUGGAAAGCAAUCCUAAACUGACAAUCGGUGAUGUAACGACCAUAAAUUUGACUCAAGUAUUCGGUGGUGUACAAUCGAAUGUGGUGCCAGAAAAAUUAACAGUGGUUUUUGAUUGUCGACUCGCCAUUCACGUGGACCAUGAAGAAUUCGAGAACAGGAUCAAACAAUGGUGUAAGGAAGCCGGCGAGGGUGUGACAUUUGAAUUUGAACAAAAAAAUGCUCCUGUAGAAUGCACGAAGACAGAUGCCAGCAAUAUUUAUUGGGUUGCAUUUAAAUCCGUGGCCGAUGAGUUGAAUCUUAAAUUAGAUAUAAGAAUAUUCCCCGGUGGCACAGACAGUCGGUAUGUUCGGAAGGUUGGAAUACCUGCAAUUGGAUUUUCUCCUAUGAACCACACUCCAGUACUAUUGCAUGAUCAUGAUGAAUUUUUGGACGCAAAUAUUUUCUUGAAAGGCAUUGAUAUUUACGUCAAAUUGAUCCCAGCCAUUGCUAAUGUUUAA